This is a messenger RNA of Megalobrama amblycephala (Wuchang bream), 1700 nucleotides long. Its product is annotated as gastrula zinc finger protein XlCGF52.1-like. Gene Ontology annotation, biological process: regulation of transcription by RNA polymerase II. The transcript has a single exon. Gene Ontology annotation, molecular function: DNA-binding transcription factor activity; RNA polymerase II cis-regulatory region sequence-specific DNA binding. The record is from RefSeq and is a predicted model, not a curated record. Bases 483 to 1310 code for a protein of 275 amino acids. NCBI's taxonomy places the organism in Eukaryota, Metazoa, Chordata, Actinopteri, Cypriniformes, Xenocyprididae.
UAAGCUUGACUUAAACAAAAACUGAUUUAUAGUUAUUGAUAAAGUUGUAUUUUUCAUAAAAUGUAGAACUUAUUCAUAGUUAUAUAGAUUAUUCUUCUUACAGUAACUUUGGUAACAGGGUUGAUGAAUGGGGUUGAAUCAACACUGUACAGUUUAUUUAAAAACUCAGACAAUGGAUUGAGAUUAUUUCCUUGUAAAAUUAUUUCCUCAAUGUAAAAGUUGGUGUCGAUAUGUCAAUAAUUGUGUCAUUCAUCAAAAUAUUGCAUAGUUUUCACUGAUUUGUCUAUAAUGUUUUAAAUAUAAUAACUGUUUCAGGGACAUAUAGUAAAUAUAUAAAAAGGCAUCAAAGUGAUCAGUAUAUUUCAUAGCAGUCGUCUACUUCAGUACAUGAAGGUUCACUUUUAUGUUCUUUCACUUCAUAAUCCUCAUUUUGAAUCACUUUAAUAUACUAAAAAUUAACUUUUUUUGUGAUUUCAGAGCUGAUGGAAGUGAAGGAGGAGAGUGAAGAACUGACUGAAGUGGAGGAGGAACAUCAUGACAAACCUGGAGAAAAACCUUUGAGUCGCUCAAAGACUAAAAAGACAUUUCUAAUGAAAAGAGACAAGAAAUCUUUCACCUGCACUCAGUGUGGAAAGAGUUUAUCAACCAAACAACAUCUUAAGGAUCACAUGAGAGUUCAUACAGGAGAGAAGCCGUUCACAUGUGAUCAAUGUGGGAAGAGUUUCUCACAAAAAGGACAUCUUAAAGAACACAUGAAAGUUCACACUGGAGAGAAGCCGUUCACAUGUGAUCAAUGUGGGAAGAGUUUUACAACAAAACGAAGUCUUGAGAUUCACAUGAGAGUUCAUACCGGAGAGAAGCAGUUUGCAUGUAAUGAAUGCGGCAAAACAUUUCUUUGGGGAUCAAACCUGAAGAGACACCAGAGAGUUCAUACAAAGGAGAAGCCACAUUCAUGUUCUGUGUGUGGAAAGAGUUUUUCACAGCUGUAUUACUUAUAUCAACAUGAGAAAACACACACUGGUGUGAGAGAGUACAUGUGCUUUGAAUGUGAGAAGACUUUUAUUACAGCAAGAUGUUUAAUACAGCACCAGAGAAUUCACACUGGAGAGAAACCUUACAAGUGUUCACACUGUGACAAGAGAUUCAGUGAUUCAUCAAAUCUGAAAACACACGAGAGGAUCCACAGCAGAGAGAAGCCGCACACGUGUGAUCAGUGUGGAAAGAGUUUCUCUUUUAAAAAACACCUGAAGAUACACAUUAAGAUCCAUGCAGUGGAGAAAACACAUUACCACAGUCUGAAAUCACAAUAAGUAGUUCAUCUUUAUGUGCUGAGCAACAAAGUAGUUUCCUUAAAGCCACAAUAAGCGGCAAGACGGUUUGGUGGUUGCUUAAAAUCUGAAUCUUCUCCUGAAACUACAACAGAACAAUCAAAUCACUGUUAAAACAGACUGUAUGAAUUCUUCCCUUAAGGUCAUUGUGACAAACUAGUGACUUACACUUAGUGAACAAACUGCCAUGUUCCUAUUAUUGUCAUUUACAACAUAACAAUAAAACAACCUACAACUGACUAUUAACUUGUUGCUCCUCUUCAUUUGUUCCAUGAUAAAUCUCCCACCAUUUCCCAUCAUCAUUCCUUUGAUCUUCUGUAGUAGUUCUUGUACCUGAAUGUCUGAAUUACUCUUGAUAUUGAAACAGUAAAA